AUUAUUGUGCGUCAUCAUUGUGCGACGAGUGGAGUCAUGGCGAGCGGGAGGAAAAGUGCGCUUCUGUCUUCUUUAGCCGCUUAUGGAGACGAUUCAGAGCAGGACUCAGAUCCAGAUACCGAUGAACAAGAGGCUCAUGGGGGCUUGGUGUCGGCUGGUUACGGGGAUGAUGACGCUGGGCGAGGUGACGAUGGACAUGAGAGAGAGUCGGGGAAUGAAGAGAGCGAUGAGAACGAUGGGAACUCGGAGAUGGAGGAUUCCGACUCGGCUGAACCUCACGAUGAUUCAAAGGACGACACAGUGGGGGAGAAGAAAGAUCCCAAUGAGUUGGUUGCCCAGUUUUCAGAGAAAGUGAGGAACAUGUCUCCUGAAGAAAUCCGUAUUCCUCCUGAACCCCCUGGCCGCUGUUCCACCCAUCUACAGGAGAAGAUUUAUAAACUGUAUGAGAGGAAACUGCAUGGAGACUUUGACACCAACAGCCACAUCCAGAAGAAGAAAGAGUUCCGUAACCCCAGUAUUUAUGAGAAACUGAUCCAGUUCUGUGGUAUUGAUGAACUCGGGACUAACUACCCAAAGGACAUGUUCGAUCCUCACGGCUGGUCUGAGGAGUCGUAUUAUGAAGCGUUAGCCAGAGCUCAGAAAAUCGAGAUGGAAAAACUGGAGAAAGCCAAAAAGGAGCGAACAAAGAUUGAGUUUGUGACGGGAACGAAGAAAGGCACGAGUGCAAACACCUCGAGUCUGAGCACAAACACCACCACCACCACCACCAGUACAGAUGCUCAGAAGAGGAAGAGUAAGUGGGACUCGGCGGUCCCGGUCACUCUGUCGCAGCCCACUCUACUGACCACCACAGCCACGCUGCCCGGAGUCGUCUCCGUCACCACCACCGCCAGCGGCACCAAAACCACCGUCAUCUCCGCCGUGGGCACCAUCCUGAAAAAAGCCAAGCAGUGACCUCACACACCUGAGCAGGUAACGCCCCUCUCGCAGGAAGUGAUGUCACACUCCAUUUCGCGGGACUGCUUUCCGUUGGCUCAGAAAUUCGCUGAAGUGGAUCUGAGAGUUUAUCUUCUCAGUGCCGGACUUUAUUACCAGAACGAAUCAGUUCUCCUGCUCGCUAGUCCUUUUAGCAUUGCGUCCUUCUUCACGUCCCUCUUCGAUCUGUAAAUUGUUCACAGCUCAGGAGUUUAGUGGAAAUCUGCUGUUAAAAUUUUAUCUGUUUCAAUUUUGCACAAUAAACAUUUUCUCAGUUGGUCUUGUAGCCAUCUUCAUCCUCACCUGAACUUCACUCUGAAACAGCGACCCGCCGGCUUUCCUGAAUGUUUGUGUUUUUUAUUUUCCGGAUGAUGGUGUGAUCAUGAGAUGAAGUGAAUUGGUGGUUUAUUCCUGAUGAUGAUAAACAUUUUGUAUUGUUGUGUA
Molecule: messenger RNA, 1419 nt
Organism: Neoarius graeffei (lesser salmon catfish)
Lineage: Eukaryota; Metazoa; Chordata; Actinopteri; Siluriformes; Ariidae
Gene: sap30bp
Product: SAP30 binding protein
Exons: 11
Coding region: 37-954 (305 amino acids)
Biological process (GO): regulation of DNA-templated transcription
Cellular component (GO): nucleus
Source: RefSeq, a predicted model, not a curated record